Cannabis sativa is the source of this 1246-nucleotide messenger RNA. RefSeq lists its product as uncharacterized. The transcript is spliced from 2 exons. The coding region runs from base 544 to 948 and encodes 134 amino acids. Lineage: Eukaryota; Viridiplantae; Streptophyta; Magnoliopsida; Rosales; Cannabaceae. The record is from RefSeq and is a predicted model, not a curated record.
UCUUACCAGUCAAAAGUUAGGAUCUUUACUCGGUUAUGGUAUUUCGUUUUAAGUUUCGUUUCAGAAAAAGUGUCUUCAGUAAAAAUUCAAUAUCUCUCUCAAUUUUGAUCCAUUUUAAAAGAUCUUUAUCUCGUUUUAAAGCUUAGAAAAAUAGCUACAUUUUUUAUGAAGAAAGUAUUGUCUAGAUCAGGGUGUAACUAUUUUUAAAACAUUUAUUUUUAGGCUGUAUUCAGAAAUCAGCGUGAUCCAGAAUUUUAAAGAAACUGUUUUGAGAAAACAUGCAUAACUCCUAGAUUAUAGCUCCAAUUUUGAUGAUCUUUAUACCGUUAGAAAGGUCUUUCAAUUAACUAAAAACUUUGUGAACAGUAGGACUUCUAAUUCAAACGUUUUAUAUGUCAAAUUCUAGGUUAAACUUGCUGUACAGUAAGAGUAAUAAAUAUAUUGAGUUUAUCGGUGGACUAAGGGUUUCACUAAUUGUUAUAGGGCCUAGAAGGUAUCGUAAGAGUUAAUUACAGCGGAGUUGAGAACAAGUUAAGGGAUUUGAUGGAAAACGGUGAACCCAGAAGAUCAACCCGCUUGAAUGAAAGAGCGGCUGUAAGAGACCGAGCUAGAGGUCGAGGGCGAGGAUGUGCUCGCGGUCGAGGCAGGGGAAACCAGCAUGUCCCUGCCGAGGCGGUGAUCCAGGAGAAUCAAAAUGCCCCUGUAAAUGGACAACAACCAGGUCAAGGUGGGGGUAACCACGAAGUCCCUGCUGGGGUAGUUGGUCAAGAACACCAAAACGCCCCUGUAGUGGUGCCACCACAACAAGAAGAUUUGGCGCAAGAAGUUGCUCGUCUCAAGGAAGAAAUUAGGAAGCGAGAUGAAGAGGCUCACAACCGUCAGGAACAACCCAAUCAAGGACAACAUCAAUUUUUGCCGGUGCAAUACAUGCCUGUGCCGGAGGGUUGAUGGGAACCAAUAUAUGAAAGGUUCCGCAAGCAACACCCACCAAAUUUUGAAGGGCUCAGAUCCAAUGGAAGCUGAGGAAUGGUUAAGAACAGUGGAAGGUAUUGUUGAGUACAUGCGGCUCGGUAACGGAGAUAGUGUAGCUUGUGCUGCUAGUUUAUUGAAAAAGGAUGCCCGCAUCUGGUGGGAUGUUAUUAAACAAACACGGGAUGUGGCCGCAAUGACCUGGGCUGACUUUGUACAAGUUUUUAACAAAAAAUACUACAGUGAAGCAAUACGCUCAGCUAGAGUUAAUGAGUUC